AUGCUUGCGCCUCGUUCUUUUUCCGCGACAACAUUCUUGACGUACGACAUAGUUUUGACUCUGCGAGACGAGGUGGCGUUCAUCUGGCCCAAACCCCAUACUUCCUGGAUCAAGUGGCUUUUCCUAUUCGUUCGAUACUUUGCCCUCGGAAUGCAACUGUCCCUCAUCUUCGUUGGAACAGAUAUCUCCGCGGGAUUCAACUACACUCGGAAGUCGUGUGUCUCAUGGUACAUCUAUCAGGAGGUGGCUACGGAUUUACUGGUGGCUGCUGUUGAGAUUAUCCUCAUGAUUCGAGUCAAUGCACUGUACAACGGGAGUGCAUGGGUAACCUGGAUUCUCGCGGCGCUAUUCGUGGGUGAAAACCUGGCCAUACUCAUCACGCUCAUCAAAGUCGUUCCGGAGGUAGAGUUCGACUCGGUGUGUGUUGUAACGCAUUCACCAUUCUCCCUUUUGGGCUUCGGCAUCGCGGUGAUUGCUUUCGAGACGGUGCUUCUCGUGCUGAUGCUCGUCAAAUUCGUCAAAGCCCUGCUCUCUGGAUGGGGAGAUGCUCCAAUUCUGACGGUGGUUGUCCGUGAUGGUAUCUGGGCCUUUGCGUUGAUCUUUUUUGUCUUGUGUGUUAAUGCAGGCUUCUAUCUUGGUCUCAACGGCUCGUUAGCAGCAGUCGCAUACCAGUGGAUUAUCUCGGUCGAGUCAUUUGCAGGUUAUCGGUUGAUCCUCAACACACAUCAUAUAGACAGACCUCGCUUCACGGACGCUUUAGGCCCCGAAACUACAGGUCUCCAGCUUACCACGAACAUAGAGGUUGGAAGAACGACUGGUGAUGUGACUACACGCCCGCACGCAAAUCCCCGCGCGCUAAGAACGUUGAGACGAGGUCGUGUGACCUUUGCUGAUGAAGAGGCUAUCGUGAGCGUCGAAGAAGAGUAUGAAAUGACACCAACGGCAACAACUUCUGGGACUGGAUCUCAGACAAGUCGGAAAAAAGCCAAUACCGUACCGGCAGUGGAUGUUUAG
This is a messenger RNA of Peniophora sp. CBMAI 1063, 1014 nucleotides long. The record is from the annotation of a GenBank genome assembly. NCBI's taxonomy places the organism in Eukaryota, Fungi, Basidiomycota, Agaricomycetes, Russulales, Peniophoraceae.